ACCGCUUUCUCUGAUUUCCGCCGUCUGCUUCUGGAAGCACAUCAAGCUCGAAGAUGGCCUGGGCCUAUUCCUCGAGGUUUAAGCAGGAGGAGAUUUAUGGCCUUUUAUAUAAGUAAACAAAUAUUUGCUUUGGACAGUGAGGUAGAUGAGAUUGUUGGCCAUGUUUAUCUAUUUUUGAAAGAGCAGCUUGAACUUCCAACUAUGCCACCUCACAGCGGAAUACUUCAUGGAACCAUUAUUGAUCAGUUCAUUGCUUGUGGGAAAUCAAGAGACUCAGCCCAUGAGCUUGCGUCACUAAUAUGGCUAGCUGUUCUAGACAAUUUGGAGGAAAAUGAGCGCACAUUUGCCUUACUUAAACGUCUAGCCCAGGAGGGGGAUCAGGUUUUUCUGCCAUAUCCAUACACUAGAUCAGUCAAAGUCCAAUGGAGGGUGUUUGAGAAGCUAUUCACUGAUUUCCGUGAUUGCUUCAACCAUGUAGAUUACUAUGAUACUUUAGCAUGUGCCAAGAGCAGGUUUCAGCCAAUACCACCUACUUGGUUGGGAUUCUAACGACGGCUAAUCUAUAGCUCCUUUCAAGUUUCAGCCAUUAAAGUGAAGUUUGCCAAGCCUUGGGAGAUUAGGACUGAGCAAAACCAUGAGAGAAACUAGAUUCGACUGUGGCAUUUAUAAGACUAUCCUUCAAUCGUUGAAUGUAAUAAUUUUAUUAUAUAACGUCAUGGUAAUAGAUGUUUUGUUCUAUUAAUAGGUUCAUUUCAUUUGUGAAAUUGUACAUCUUCAAAUUUUCUGUAAGACUUUCACCCAAAAAACAAAUUUCUGUAAGACUUUGAUUAUUAGAAACUAUUCUAUUAUAUGCCCCCGCCUUCUGAAAGUAGGUUGACCUAA
Molecule: messenger RNA, 882 nt
Organism: Neltuma alba
Lineage: Eukaryota; Viridiplantae; Streptophyta; Magnoliopsida; Fabales; Fabaceae
Exons: 5
Coding region: 97-549 (150 amino acids)
Source: RefSeq, a predicted model, not a curated record